This is a messenger RNA of Galleria mellonella (greater wax moth), 1132 nucleotides long. RefSeq lists its product as uncharacterized. Gene Ontology annotation, cellular component: nucleus; cytosol. Gene Ontology annotation, biological process: chaperone-mediated protein complex assembly; protein folding. The transcript has 2 exons. Lineage: Eukaryota; Metazoa; Arthropoda; Insecta; Lepidoptera; Pyralidae. The record is from RefSeq and is a predicted model, not a curated record. The coding region runs from base 335 to 808 and encodes 157 amino acids. Gene Ontology annotation, molecular function: Hsp90 protein binding; protein-folding chaperone binding.
UUACUUUUCUUAUCUACCUAUUGUUACUACUGUCUUUUGUUGUUUCUUUGUAGCUUCCAAAAAAAAAUUAGAAAUUAAAUAGCAUUCAUUGCGAGUUUUAAUCAAGUAACUGAAAAGAUAGAAAAAGUAUUUUGGGUGAAAGUGCAACUCAAUAUACCUAUCUAUUUUGUAAACUAUUGUCUAUAUAAAGUUAAUAAGCCGCUUAUUCAAAGCAUUAUUAUAAACAGGUUAACCCAAAUUUGGGCUACUUGGUUGAAUCUCUUUUAAAAAAUAUCAGUACUUAAACGAGAAUUAUUCGGUUCAUUUUGUAAAUCUAUUAAGUUUAUAAGAUACAAUGACAUCAGAAACAGUAGCAACACCACCUUCAGUUUCCUGGGCACAAAGAAAUUCUCAUAUAUUAUUAACAUUUAAUGUAGAAUGUGUAAAACCAGAAAUCAACAUUGAAAGGAAAAUUGUAUCAUUUAAAGGUAUUUGUGCACCAGAUCAAAAAUUACAUAAAGUGGAAAUACAUUUAUAUGCUGAAGUUAAUCCAGAUAAAAGUACAUAUGACAACAAGGGCAGGUAUAUUGAUUUAACAUUAGUGAAAGAAAAAGUAGAUCAACCUUUCUGGCCUUCACUAACAAGUGACAAGAAGAAACAUCACUGGCUGAAAGUAGAUUUUAACCGCUGGCAAGAUGAAGACGAGAGCAGUGAUGAGAUUGAUGACAUGAAUGAUAUGUUUUCAAGUAAAUUAGGUGACUUUGGUGAUGAAAAUGAAACAGAAGACACCAGUUCUGCUGAAGAAGAAGAUCUUCCUGAUGUAAAGUAAUAGAUCCAAAGUAGAUAAUAGCAUUAUUACCAAAAAAUCUCAUGGGUCAGUCAACUUUAGGAAUUCAUCUUGCAUAUCUAGAUAUAUGUAAUAGUUCAGAAUAUUUCAUGAUUUAUACUGAACAGAUAUUACUUGGUAUUUUUAGUGAUAAAACUACAUUAAGAUAUUGAUACAAAAUGUGCUAAAAUCUGCAGUGAUUUGAGAUAUCUUUUAAAAAAUUUUGAUGAAAUUGAUAAAUCUUGUAACAUCUUAUGCAAUUAAUUUUAUUAAAAGUUAAUGAGUAUUUUCAAAUGCAGUUUUGGAAAUAGAUAUUUUAUUAUAUUA